This is a messenger RNA of Orussus abietinus, 1278 nucleotides long. Its product is annotated as Sjoegren syndrome nuclear autoantigen 1 homolog. Gene Ontology annotation, cellular component: ciliary basal body; centrosome. NCBI's taxonomy places the organism in Eukaryota, Metazoa, Arthropoda, Insecta, Hymenoptera, Orussidae. The transcript is spliced from 4 exons. Bases 585 to 932 code for a protein of 115 amino acids. The record is from RefSeq and is a predicted model, not a curated record.
UAUAGACAAUUUAUAUCCUAUUUUAUGGUCACCCAACAUUCCGAGUAGCGGAGGUCCGUGUCGGAAUUGCUACACGGACUUCUGAAUUCCUUUCCAUAGUAUCAAGUGGUUAAAAUUUGCAAAUAAGAGAAGAGUUCGAUCAAAAGGUUGCACGGCCUAACUUGAUAGUAUUAUUAGAAUACAUAUUUCUGUCACUGUCGAAAGAAGGAAUCAAGGCAGUGGACCAUGAUCACACCGGCGAUAGCAAGGAAGCUUCUACUUCAAAGAACUUUUAUCUCAGUGAAUUUAAUGAGUGAAUGCAAUUGUUCGAAAGCUCUAUAUGGAACGAUGAAGCCUUCUGGUGCGGUCCUACCUGAACCAAAGAAAACACGGUAUGGAUUGGUCGGAGUUAUUUGUAGCGUGGUUGCUGGUCUUUUAACGGGAGCAGCUAUUAGCAAAACAGUAGCCAAUUUCCUAGAGGAAAAUGAAUUAUUUGUGCCCUCCGAUGACGACGACGACGAUGACUAGAUUAUGUCGCUACAGCUAAUUAACUCGCUUGUGUUUAAUGCAAGAACUCGUUAAGUGGAUGGUAUAGUUUUAUCCUGAUGUCUACGCUAUUGAUCGAAACGAACGAACAUGAAGUAACAGGUCUAGAAGAGAUGAAGUUAAAACGGGCGGAAUUGCAAACACGGAUAGAUACGCAAGAAGACGAGAAAAAUACCUUACAGAAAGAAAUAGAGAAAAUGUCCUACAAACUCACUUGUAUAAACGAUAGUCUCGCAAAAAGGAUAGCUAUCCGUAAUGAGUACGACAGGACAAUAGCAGACACCGAGACAGCAUACAUGAAGAUACUAGAGAGUUCGCAACUACUACUCAACAUGAUCAAGAAGGAGGCUUCGAGCUUAGGUCAAACUUUAAUUCAAGCUGACACAGAAAAGCAGCAGUAUUGUUAACAUAUUAAACGAACUUAAUUCUUGAUAAUGUACAUUAACUGCCAGUUAUUAUCUGAAUACUAUGUGCAUCAAUAGUUCAAGUUCAAUGAAUGAAAAACACUGUAAAUAAGCAUAACUGUUAACAAGUACAAGUUUGUAAUUUCGUGAAUUUAUAGUAUACGUAAACAGUUUAUACUACUCUCUUGCGUUAGGUAUACGUUUUGGAUAUUUGUCUAAAGAGCAGUUAUGAUUGUUUGUAAAUUCGCAAUGAACGAAACUCGUGGAUUAGAAAAACUAAAGUAGAAAAAUAGGGCAUAAUAUAAACGAUUAAAAAAUCCUAAUUAAAUGUAUAGUUAUUUUAUGGUAA